Funneliformis caledonium is the source of this 690-nucleotide messenger RNA. NCBI's taxonomy places the organism in Eukaryota, Fungi, Glomeromycota, Glomeromycetes, Glomerales, Glomeraceae. The record is from the annotation of a GenBank genome assembly.
AUGUAUUACGGGACGACUUCCAAAAAGGUUGCAAAGCAUCAACCUACUUUGGAAAAAUCAUCGAAUUCGACAACGGAUCCAUUGAUAUCAAAAAAUGUACCACCACCACAUGCUCCACAACAAAAGAAAACAAAGCACGGAAAUAAUUUUAAAUCACUUGCGAUUUAUCUAUACAAUUUAUAUUAUACACAUCUUCAUUUCAAUCGGUUGGUUUUUAUAGUUCAACAUAAUAAUCUCAAUGUACAAGAACAAAUUGUACUUCGAGAAGAAUUGAAAAGAAAGGGAGCGAUACUUACAGCAGUACGUGGAAGCAUAUUUGGAUCCGUCAUACGUCAAUCCAUAUACAGUAAUUUAUUACCUCUGGUGGUUGGACCAACUUGUUUGAUCGGAUCAAACGUUGGUGAUGAUGAAAAUCCAAGAUUAGUUGCUGAUAUUCUUAAUAUCAUUAGUAAUAAUAAGAAAUUGGUAUUGGUUGGUGGUAAAAUGGAUAGAUCUUUAUUGGAUUUGGAAGGAUUUCAACGGGUUGCAAAAUUACCGGGAUUGAAACAUCUUCAAAGUGAACUCAUUGGAUUGUUGAAUUCGCCCAGUUCAAGGAUUGUUGAAUUGUUGAAUCGAAAUGCUCAAGAUUUGGUUUUCACCCUUGAAACUCACAAGAACAAUUUGGGUGAACCAAAUUCGGGGGAGAAGUGA